GCCGGGCGGGCUCCUGGCGGGAGGCGGCGGGGCUGGUGUGCGCGCGGAACAUGGCGGGCGUCGGCGACGCGGUGCCGGCAGCGGGCGGCCGUGGAGGCGCGGACGGCCCCGAGAGGGACGGCGGCGGGACGGCGGAGCAGCCGGGCGGCGGGCAUGGGCCCCCGCCGGCGCCGCAGCGCACGGAGACGCUGGGCUUCUACGAAAGCGACCGGCGGCGGGAGCGGCGCCGCGGCCGCGCAGAGCUUUCAUUGUUGAGGUUCCUCAGUGCUGAACUAACAAGAGGGUACUUCCUUGAACAUAAUGAGGCCAAGUACACAGAAAGAAGAGAAAGAGUGUACACUUGUAUGCGAAUACCAAGAGAAUUGGAAAAGCUCAUGUUUUUUGGGAUCUUCCUGUGCCUGGAUGCGUUUCUGUAUGUGUUCACCCUGCUUCCGUUAAGAGUGUUCCUGGCACUGUUCAGGCUCUUCACUCUGCCUUGCUAUGGCUUAAGGGACAGGCGUUUGCUGCAGCCAGCCCAGGUGUGUGACAUUUUGAAGGGUGUCAUUCUGGUCAUCUGCUUCUUUAUGAUGCACUAUGUCGACUACUCCAUGAUGUACCACCUGAUCAGGGGGCAGUCGGUCAUCAAGCUCUACAUCAUCUACAACAUGCUCGAGGUAGCAGAUCGUCUGUUUUCAUCGUUUGGUCAAGAUAUAUUAGAUGCUCUCUAUUGGACAGCAACAGAGCCCAAAGAAAGAAAAAGAGCUCACAUUGGGGUGAUUCCUCACUUUUUCAUGGCUGUUCUCUACGUCUUUUUGCAUGCAAUUCUUAUAAUGGUUCAAGCAACGACUCUCAACGUAGCGUUUAAUUCACACAACAAGUCCUUGCUCACUAUCAUGAUGUCUAAUAAUUUUGUUGAAAUUAAAGGAAGUGUUUUCAAGAAGUUUGAGAAGAACAAUCUUUUUCAAAUGUCAAAUAGCGAUAUUAAAGAGCGAUUCACAAAUUAUGUGCUCUUGCUAAUAGUGUGUCUAAGGAACAUGGAACAGUUUUCUUGGAAUCCAGAUCAUCUCUGGGUGUUAUUUCCAGAUGUCUGUAUGGUGAUUGCAUCAGAAAUUGCUGUGGAUAUUGUAAAACAUGCCUUUAUCACUAAGUUCAACGACAUUACUGCAGAUGUCUACAGUGAAUAUAGAGCCAGCCUUGCUUUUGACCUUGUUAGUAGUCGACAGAAAAAUGCGUACACUGAUUACAGCGACUCCGUGGCGCGGAGGAUGGGGUUCAUUCCUCUCCCGCUAGCUGUUUUACUCAUCAGAGUUGUAACAAGCUCAAUUAAAGUUCAAGGAAUCCUGUCUUAUGCCUGUGUCAUACUCUUCUAUUUUGGGUUGAUAUCCCUGAAAGUACUGAAUAGCAUUGUGCUGCUGGGAAAAUCAUGCCAAUAUGUGAAGGAAGCCAAAAUGGAAGAGAAGCUGUUUGACCCUCCCCCCGCCAGCACUCCCGGCAAACCGUCCAGUAAACCACAGAGCAAGUGCAAACCCUCUCAAGAAGAAACCCUGUCUGCCUCUGUCACCAGCCAGCCUAGCCAUCAGAAGGAAAAUGUCAUACCAUUACUUGUGACAAGCAAUUCCGACCAGUUCCUGACAACUCCAGACGGUGAAGAGAAGGACAUAACGCAGGAAAACUCUGAACUAAAGCACAGGUCCGCAAAGAAAGAUCUGUUGGACAUAGACAGGUUCACAAUUUGCGGAAACCGAAUUGACUGAAUUCUGCGGCUCCCUGUGCCCAGCGCCGAGGCCUGGGGCAGCCACGGUGCCGCCGGGGCGGACAGAUGCAAAACGUGGCACUUAUAUAUUUAUUUAAAACUUAAAUUAUUAACAGAAAGCAAAUCUGAGUAGCUUUCUUCCAGUAAUGUGGCCUGGUUGAAGGUCAGGUCACGGAACAGCAGUGACCUCCAGCCUGGAUGGCGUGGGGAGCCCCUCUCCCCCAGAGAAGCAGCAGUCACUCCGGCCUGAUGGGAACAACCUCGAAUCACUUCAGCUCGGUCCGUCUGUGCUUCCGGAACGUCAGCUCUGGCCUCUAGAUCCCUGCAGUGUAAGGGAUCUACCUGGGAAGCGGAAGCUUUCCCCGCGACGUUACCUGCCCUGCCCCAUACUAGUUCCACAGACAGUUUCAAACUGCUUCAUCUGCCAAAGCAUUUAAAAAAGUAAUUACACUUAAGUCGAGAUAAACGUUCUCACCACAGAAUAAUCCUGGAAGAUGUAUCUGAAUUAAUCAGAAUAAAAGGCUACCUUAAAUAAGACAUGAUGAAGAGUAGCCAGUUUGUCUAUUUAAAAAAUAUUAACUAAUGAAGGUUAUGCAUCACUGAGACUAUGUUUUAUAAUUUUUCAGUUUACUCUUUAAAGCAAAAUGUGAGCCGUGUAUUGUUUAAUUGCAGUGGGUGAAAUAGAAAUUACAUUACAAAGAUGUACUUUUUAUACUGAAAAAAAGCAGAGCAGGGGUAACUUUAAUGUAUAGAUAACUGGUUUCACUUUAAAACUAAUUGCUCAUCAAUUGUUACAGAUAAAAGGAUUUGGUGUUGAAUCGGCUAAAGAACUGUACAAAAUUCAAAGGUGUCAACCCGUAACUGAGAUUUUUAAGUAACAGUUUUAAAGGAAAUAAGUGGAUUGAGCAGCCGUCCUGCUCAGGCUUAUAAGUGCAUUAGCCUUUCUGUCUGUAGUGCCUGUGCCUGUGCCUGGGGCCGGGCUGUGUCCUGUGGGGGCGCCUGGGGGGCGGCACUGCCCGGGGUGCCUGCGCUGGGGGGGGAAGCCAGUGGGGUGUGGGUGGCCGACUGGGUGUGGGGACGAGUUUGUGUGUAGAUGUUAGGAACAGCAACCAAAAGGUGCUUUUGGGUUGAGGUCAAGAGUCCAUUUCUGCUUGCUUAUUAGUUUGUGGCCUGCCUCAUAGGACAAGCUGUUUCCCACCACAUUUUACCUUGAGAAACCUUCCUGCAUCUUUAGAAGAAUUCUGCAACCUCUCAUUUCAGUGUCCAAAUGUCACUGUUCUUUCCUUUGACCUUUUCAUUCUGAAGUUCGGCUCCUGUGCUGCUAUCUCAGGCACAGGAUGUGCAGAGGUAAAUUUUAGGGGGUUUGUCUGCUUCCUGGGUGAAACGUAAAGCUAGCUUGAAUGCUUUGGCUUUUCACUUGACAUACAAGUGAAUUUUAAUGUUUUGCAUUAAGUGAAGAAAUCUGAAGGUUAAUGUUCACAUGGGAUAAAAGGAAACUGUACAGAAAUGCUUUUGUGAGACUGCAAAGUACUUCAUGUUAAAAAUGAAAAGACUUUUAAGUUGCUUUCUGUGUGUUUCAAUGAAGCACCAUUUUAAAAUUACGUUUUAUUCUCCUCUUCUCCACCAAAAAGAACAGUGUCCACAAUGAAUAGGAAUAGUUUUGGGGAAAACUUUGCCAAACAGAGCCCUAAUCAGAGCAAGAAUAUGACAGGGGUGUAUCUUUCACUUUAGCUCGAAUUUUUCUGUUACUGUGCUGUCAAUUCCGCAAGAUUUUAAUUUCCUCUGCAGGAUAUAUCGGGAGUUUGGAAUGAUGUUCAUUUCUUCUGUCAAAAUGGCAUUCAGUACUAAUUUUAUAAGUGCAUCUUGUGUGAAACUCAAUAAAUUCAAUUUUGUAAUCUUU
This is a messenger RNA of Eptesicus fuscus (big brown bat), 3632 nucleotides long. It is a transcript of the gene TAPT1, whose product is annotated as transmembrane anterior posterior transformation 1. Lineage: Eukaryota; Metazoa; Chordata; Mammalia; Chiroptera; Vespertilionidae. Bases 51 to 1733 code for a protein of 560 amino acids. Gene Ontology annotation, biological process: positive regulation of cilium assembly; maintenance of protein localization in endoplasmic reticulum. The transcript has 14 exons. The record is from RefSeq and is a predicted model, not a curated record. Gene Ontology annotation, cellular component: endoplasmic reticulum membrane; ciliary basal body.